This is a messenger RNA of Amaranthus tricolor (Joseph's coat), 3932 nucleotides long. RefSeq lists its product as uncharacterized. Lineage: Eukaryota; Viridiplantae; Streptophyta; Magnoliopsida; Caryophyllales; Amaranthaceae. The transcript has 2 exons. The record is from RefSeq and is a predicted model, not a curated record. Gene Ontology annotation, molecular function: protein dimerization activity. Bases 1354 to 3867 code for a protein of 837 amino acids.
UUAAAUACACAUAAUAAAAAUUAUAAAAAUACAUAUUAAAAAAUAUAUGUAAGACAAAUUAACAAAAUUUCACAUGGACAUAUUUUAUUUUCUAAAUAUGCAUCAAAAAUAUUAAUCAAAUUUUUCUGUCCAUAAGGUAAAAUAUUCCAAAUGGACAUUACAACUCUAUGCAAUUCUUCUGGUCAGCUCAAUCUCUUUUAUCCUUUAUUAUCAAGAAUUACAGGAGGAAAUAUUAUCCAAUAUCCCCAAUCCGACAUUUUGGGUUCGACCGACCCACAUAAUGUCAUCUCAAAGAUUCUUUUCUUUUUUUACACUAUUAUCCAUUGUAGAAACAACAAUUCUCUUGCUGCGAAACACGGACACGGCACUCAACUCGCGUGUCGCGUGUCGGACACGCGACGAUCCGUGUCCGACACGCCAAAUGAAGUGUUCAAUAUUUUAAUAUUUUUUCGGACACGAGGACACGGCAAGGACACGCGACGGACACGGCAAGGACAAACACUCGAAGUCGGUGCAGCAACUGCUGCUGACUAAUUUCACUGUGGGUUGUGGGUUGUGGGUUGUUCGAAUCCAAUCGAAGAAACAAGUCGGAAACUGCAACCGCCGGAGCUUCAACAAUUUUCUUUCUCUCAGUUUCGAAAGGCGACUUCUUCUUUCGAUAUAUCGUAUCGGGUCGGCCGUUUGUGGUGUCAAUCCUUGGGUAUUCGUGCGGUGGAAGAGGAAGAGGCAGAGGGAGAAGAGAGAAGAAGGUUAUAGUUUAUGAAUUGAUGGUGAAUGGAAGCUUACAGGAGAAAUUAUUAUUUGCAUUUUAAUUGUGGAAAUAGUGCUGUUGUUCAUGGUGAUGUUAAACCCAGUAAUGUCAGUGGCGGACCCAGCUAGGGGCAAGGGGGGGCAGUGGCCCCCCCAAUUUGAAAAAAAUAAAUCAGAUUUUUUUAAAAAAAAAAAUUAUUUUUUGCGACCACAUAGCGACCACCUGGCGACGAAAAUCCCCGUCGCUAAUAACCUUUAAAAAAAAAAAAUAAAAACGGCAGCCUACUGCCUACCUACCCAGAGUUCCUUCUCAUUUCGAAAAAAGGUACCAAACCCUAAACGGCACAGGCUUCCUCUUCGGCUCUUCCUCUCCCAAAUCUGAAAUCUCCACCGCGGCACCGCCACAGCACACAAACGGCAGCCUUCUCUUCCUCUUCGUCGCCAGUCGCCACAGCCACAGCCUUCGACAUUCGUCCGUUCCAUACUCAAUUCCAUACUUCCUCUUCGUCCGUUCGUCCCUCACAGUCACUGACUGUUCUUGAGCUCUUCCUCUUCUUCGCUACUCGCUUCUCACAGACACGACAGUACACUUCGUCAAUUGAAAUGUCAAGUAAUUCAAGUUCACCUUGUUCGAAAAAGUCAAAAGCAAAGGGAAGACAACCCGAUCUUCGUGAAUUAUUGUUUAAAAGAAUGAAAUCCCAACAAACAUCUAACGAAGGCAAUGAAUCUCCUCCUUUAAGUUCCCCUCUAAGUCCUCCUUUAAGUUCCCCUCCAAGUGAAGAUGUUAAUAUGGAAGUAGGUGGUUCAAGUAGAAGUAGUUGUGAUGAACCAUUGGAUGAUGAGUGGGUGUAUGAUGUUGAACUUCUUCCUCAUGACCCGGGAUUGAGGAAAAACAUAAUGGAUUAUCCCCCUAAUGAAAGAAAUCCGGUUAGGAGAGCAUAUAUUCUUAAAAAACCUUGCCAACCCAAAACACAUGAUUUCCCUCAAAGUAAUAUCUCCGGUAGGUUACGCCGUUUUAGUUUGAAUUGGUUCAAAAAAUGGGAUUGGCUUGAAUAUAGUGUUGAAAUGGAUGCCGCAUUUUGUUUUGUUUGUUAUUUGUUCAAGAGGGAUGUUGAAAUUAACAAGGGGGGUGAUGCAUUUGUUGUUGGAGGGUUUAGAGCGUGGAAUAAACCUGAGAGGCUUGAGAAGCAUGUUGGAGGAAUUAAAAGUGCUCAUAAUAUUGCUUAUGAGAAAUAUGUGAAUCUAAGAGAUUCAAAGAAGACAUCAAUUGAAUUUGUAUUUGAUAAUGCGAGUGAGGUUCAAAUGAAUGAAUAUCAUAUUCGUUUGAAUGCAUCCUUAACUUGUUUGAGAUUUCUUUUGGGCCAAGGUUUGGCAUUCCGUGGACAUGAUGAAAGUGAGGAGUCAUAUAGUAGAGGUAACUUUAUUGAGCUUUUGAAGUGGUUGGGUGGGAAGGUUGAGGAAAUAAGAAAAUAUACUUUUCAAAAUGCACCCAAAAAUUGUCAAUUAACAUCUCCCAAAAUUCAAAAAGACAUUAUCACUUGUUGUGCAAAAGAGACUACUAAGCGCAUAAUAGAAGAGGUUGGUGAUGGUUACUUUUCUAUUUUGGCCGAUGAAUCAAGUGAUGUGUCUCAAAAAGAACAACUAGCUCUUGUUUUGCGGUUUGUUAAUAGAGAAAAUGGAUCGGUAGUGGAACGCUUUUUAGGCAUUCUACAUGUGGGUGAUACUACCGCUUUGUCUCUUAAAAAUGCCAUUAUGUCAUUGCUUAUGGAACAUUCAUUGAGUCCUUCCAUGAUAAGAGGUCAAGGGUAUGAUGGGGCAAGUAACAUGAGGGGUGAAAUCAAUGGCCUCAAGACUUUGAUUAUGAAUGAUAAUCCAAGAGCCUAUUACAUUCAUUGUUUUGCUCAUCAACUUCAACUAACUCUAGUUGCGGUUGCUAAAAAGAAUGUUAAUUGUACUUGGCUUUUUGACGUACUUGCAAACUUGUUAAAUGUGGUGGGAGCUUCUUGUAAGAGAAGAGACCUUAUUCGAAAACACCAAGCUCAAGUAGUGGCUCAAGCUUUGGAAGUGGGGGAAAUUGAAAGUGGAUCGGGUUUGAAUCAAGAACGUGGUUUGAGUAGGCCGGGAGAUACACGUUGGGGAUCUCAUUACAAGUGUCUAAUAAGUAUCAUCAACUUGUUUCCUUCAAUUGUUAAAGUGCUUGAGGAGAUUGGAGAAAAUGGCUCUCCGGAUGAUAAGCUCAAAGCUCAAGUUGUUUUAGGAUCUUUGGAGUCCUUUGAUUUUAUUUUUAUGGCUCAUUUCAUGUUGACUAUUUUUGGCUACACUAAUGAUUUAUGUGUUGCUUUACAAAGAAAGGAACAAGAUAUUGUGAAUGCCAUUAGCCUUGUUAAAAGUACAACGAAUGUGUUGCAAAAGAUGAGGGAUCAAGGAUGGGAUAGUCUCUUAGACAAAGUCAUUUUAUUUUGUACUAAACACGAGAUUGAUGUUCCAUCUAUGGAUGCUCAAUAUGUACCUCAAGGAAGAUCAAGACGUUUUGCUAAACAAGCAACAAAUCUUCAUCAUUUUCGGGUUGCAAUCUUUUUGGAAGUAAUUGAUUUGCAUCUUCAAGAGAUUGAUAACCGUUUUAAUGAGAAGAACAUGGAGUUACUUACAUGCAUGGCUUCCCUGAGUCCUAGAGGUAACUUUUCAUCUUUUGAUAAAGAGAGGAUACUUAAACUUGCUUCUUUAUAUCCCGAAGAGUUUUCAUGUUUUGAUUUAACGGCUCUUGAUCUUCAACUUGAUGUCUUCUUGGAUUCUAUGCAAAAUGAUGAAAGAUUUCAUGAUUUGCAAGAUAUCAAUUCUCUUUCCAUGAUGCUUGUUAAAACAAGGAGACAUGAGACUUUUCCUCUUAUACAUUUGCUAAUCAAGUUGAUGUUGAUUCUUCCUGUUGCUACGGCAAGUGUAGAAAGAGUGUUUUCCGCAAUGACGUUUGUCAAAAAUAAGUUGAGAAAUAGCAUGGGUGAUCAACUAGUGAAUGAUUGUUUGGUUACUUACAUUGAGAAGGAAGUGUUUCUACAAGUUUCUGAUGAAAAGAUUAUUGAUCGCUUUAAAAAUAUGAAAACUCGAAGGAUUAAUUUGUAAUUUUCAUUUGAACGCUUGUAUUUUUUUUUUAAUAUUUUGGAUUGUAAAACUUUUAACAUCGGAUU